This is a messenger RNA of Vitis riparia (riverbank grape), 974 nucleotides long. RefSeq lists its product as uncharacterized. NCBI's taxonomy places the organism in Eukaryota, Viridiplantae, Streptophyta, Magnoliopsida, Vitales, Vitaceae. The transcript is spliced from 6 exons. Bases 224 to 697 code for a protein of 157 amino acids. Gene Ontology annotation, biological process: protein targeting. The record is from RefSeq and is a predicted model, not a curated record. Gene Ontology annotation, cellular component: membrane.
UGAACGACACCGUUUUAUUCUCCCCUGACCUCUCCUUAUCGUCCUUUUUCCUCUCUACCUCUGUUGCGCGCACCUCCAGAACUAGGGUUUUGGGUUCGGUCGACCCACGAGGACGCCAUCGUUUCAGGGAGGUAGGUUUUGAAAUGGUUGCUCAGUGAAGGUCUAUUGGAAGUUGGAAACCAAUAGUAGAUUAGAUAAGAGUGGCAGCCAAUUUUGGUGUAGGAUGAUGAUUCUACCUGGGUUGUUGCCUGCUUGUUCAGGAUUGAUUCAUCCUGAACUACCAUUCCGGGAUCAGAGAUGUAAUGGGAUCGGAUUUAAAGGUUGUAAUGCUGUUGGGAUAGUAUGUAGAAAGGUUCCCAGAGGAAGGAUUCGAUAUUUUCAUGAAGAGCGACUUGGCUCCAAAUGUGUUGCAUAUGCAGGAAGAAAUCGACAUGAAUUGAGCUUUGCCAAUGACUCCCCCAAGGAGCCCUUUCUGUUGAGUUCAAUUAAGGAAGCCUUCUGGGCUUUGAAAUCCUUGUUUGAUUUUUUGGUUGACCAACCUAGUCAGCUGAAGUACAUAGAGUGGCCAAGUUUCCAAAGCACGCUGAAGACUGCUAUUCUCACUCUUGUUCUUGUAGCAGCGCUCAUCGUUGCGCUAUCCUCAAUCGACUCUGCCCUCUGCUUUCUCUUGACUAUGUUUCUUCGGAGAACCAGAUGAUCUAAUGAUGUUCUUCAAGCCUACUCUUCCAGUUUUUACCAGUAAGCAUUGCUAGCAAAACUCCGUGUGCCCGUUUUGAAGUGGGAAAGCUUGAAACUCAUGGUGGAAACAGCAGAGGGAACCAUUUUUGGGAGAAGAUUUGAUGAAAUGAUUCAUGAGUUCAUUUUAUUUAUUAUGAGAAUUGAGCUGUGUUAGAAGCUCAGUUAUACAACUUUUUGUAAUUGGGACGAAAGGUGAAAAAGGGUAUAUGUAUACCAUUCAAGAACUCUUGGUUCUA